This is a messenger RNA of Phialemonium atrogriseum, 1006 nucleotides long. RefSeq lists its product as uncharacterized. The record is from RefSeq and is a predicted model, not a curated record. NCBI's taxonomy places the organism in Eukaryota, Fungi, Ascomycota, Sordariomycetes, Cephalothecales, Cephalothecaceae. Gene Ontology annotation, molecular function: hydrolase activity. The transcript has a single exon. The coding region runs from base 146 to 1006 and encodes 286 amino acids.
GUCUAGUCACACCUCUUCCAAGGAAAGACCACUGUCACCUUAGCAUACCACCACGAGAAUAAUACCUCAGUCACCAGAGUCACCAGCCCAAAAGCUUACACCCCACCCCCCCCAGCGCAUCCCACCUGGCUCCUGGGACUCGCACAUGCACGUCUUCGACCCAGACGCCUACCCCCUCUCCCCAGAAGCAGCAUACACCCCCAAGCCACACACCCUCCCUUCCGCCCUCGCCUUCGAAUCCUCCCUCGGCCUCGACAACAUCGUCCUCGUCCAGCCCUCCGUCUACGGCACCGACAACACCUGCCUCCUCGACGCCCUCCACUGCCUCGGCCCCCGCCGCACCAGGGCCGUCGUCGCCCUCAGCCCAGCCACCACCAGCCCCUCAACCCUGCGCGCGUGGCACGCCGCCGGCGUCCGCGCCGUCCGCAUCAACCUGGUGUCCCCGGCCGAGUCGGCAACAACAACAGCAAUCACCGACCUCGCCGCGGCCGCGCAGCACCUCCUGCGCACCCACGCCGACGCCGUGCGGCCCCUCGGCUGGGCGGUGCAGCUGUACGUGCCGCUGGCCCUGCUCGACGCCCUGGAACCGCUCGUGCCGGGGCUCGGCGUGCGCGUCGUCGUCGACCACAUGGGCCAGCCGCCGGCGGGCCGAGCAGCGGCGGACCCGUACGACAUGCCCGGCUUCGCGGCGCUGGUGAGGCUGAUGCGGGGCGGACGGACGUUUGUCAAGUUGUCGGCUCCGUACCGGAUUAGCGGCGCCGGCGCUGCGGCGGCGGAGGAGGGCUACGCCGACGUCGAGCCGGUCGCGAGGGAGCUGCUGAGGGUCGGUGGGCGGCGGUCGGUGGUCUUUGCGACGGAUUGGCCGCACACGAGGUUCGAGGGGCUGGAUGUCCGGCCGUGGGUGGAGAAGGUGCUUGGGACGUGCGGGGACGAUGAUGAGCUGGUUGGGAGGGUUUUCAGGGGGGAUGCUGAGGACUUGUGGGAUGCGCGGCCGGGGGGUGAAUGA